AUGUAUCUCUUGAUCGGAGUUCUGUUGAUUUGCCAACAAAUCUAUGGACUCGAAGACAGGGCUCACAUCGAGAAGGAAUUUGAAAAGGAAUUACAAGACUUUGAAAAGUCGGGAAAGAAUUGGGAAGUGGUUUCUUCGGCGGACAUGGAUGUAGUCGGAGGCACUCCUAAACGUAUCGGUGAUCUCGAGUUUGACGUCGAAGUGGAAGAACAGCUACCAGAAGCGGGACACACGGCUCCCGAAGUGGUUGUGGCCGGAGAUGAGGCACUGCCGGGCGAUCUGUUCACUGAUGUGUCCGUCGAGUUGGCGUCCGAUUCGGAGAAUGUGGGCGACAUUGAACUGGACAUGAAUGUGAUGAACAGUCGGACGCGUCAACCGAACCGAAGACCACAACAAACUGGCGGUGAAGAAGAAGACGAUGAGAGAGACGUAUGGCUACAACAGACGGGCGGUUCGCCGUCGCCGUCACCAUCCGGUGGCCAAUCAGUGCCGACGACCACCGCUAACGCCAAUGUGACCGUUGAUAACAGUUCAACGACUAUUGGGUCGACUAUUACACCACUUUUGACUUCAAAUCAAACAGAUGUGUUGACCCCUGGAAUGCCUCCAAUAGAUGCUAACACUUCUCCUGAAAGCCCACCCAAUCCGCCGCCCAUACCUCCGAAGAUAGUGACCACAACUACAGCCAAACCCGCGGAACUGCUCAGCAAAUGGCCAAUACUUCUCAUACUUGUUGCGGGCAUUUGUGUCGCUCUUUUAGGAUUCAUUUGUGUUUGUCGUAAACUAACGGACACUACAAAGAAAAGUUCUCAACAAAGCGAAGAGAAACGGGUCGCCAAAGGACCGCCGCCACGACCACUGGCGCCACAACCUGUCAGAGCCGCCCCUCCCGUCCCACCGCCAGCACCACCAGCACCGGCACCGGCGCCACCCGUUUCCGGUUCAGGCGAAAAAGUGGUCAAAUCUUCGGGUUCUCAGGAAGAGUUCUUCAAAAUAAAGAGUUCAGAGGAAGAUCUCGGUAAACAAAAGUCAGAUCCGGGAACGCCGGACAAACCCAAGUCAGAUCCCGAAGCGCCCGAUAAACCCAAGUCUGACGAACAGCUGUCAAAACCCAAGUCUGACGAACAGUUGUCAAAACCAAACACAUCGGCCGAUAGUGCGAACCCCGAGACCGCAGAGAAGUCGGAAUCAGAAUUGUAG
This is a messenger RNA of Medioppia subpectinata, 1200 nucleotides long. NCBI's taxonomy places the organism in Eukaryota, Metazoa, Arthropoda, Arachnida, Sarcoptiformes, Oppiidae. The record is from the annotation of a GenBank genome assembly.